AUGAGUCAGCUUUACCCCGAAGAGGAAGUCCUUAGGGAGCCACGAGUGUCUACGAAGGAAAAAUGUCGGCCACCUAGAAGAGAAAACGCUUGUGAUCCUUCUUGGCAUAAGCAUGCUGCCGCACGCCAGGUUAGUAGGAGCACAAGGAGGAAGGCAACAACCUCAGAUGAUACAGGUGCCCCGAAGGAUGAUGCUCCCAUCCAUAGAAAGAGAAAAGCAACAACUUCAGAUGAUACAAGUGGCCCGAAAAGGGAUCCCAUGCACAAGAUUGAUGGAGUGAAUGUUUUUUCUUACUUUUGCUUCACCCCAGAAAGUGUCAGAGAUCGAUGUCUUGGGUGGGAGCAGUUGUUCGAGGAUGAACGAGAUCUUUACUUUGCACUUGGGGGUCACCAUGACUAG
This is a messenger RNA of Linum trigynum, 399 nucleotides long. The record is from the annotation of a GenBank genome assembly. NCBI's taxonomy places the organism in Eukaryota, Viridiplantae, Streptophyta, Magnoliopsida, Malpighiales, Linaceae.